AUGAUGCCCGUAGCAAGAAAGUUGCAGUUUCUUUUUCGAGGAAAUCUGAUUUAUAUGUGGAUGCUUAUCUCAGCAUUCUAUAUGAUUAUUGUAUGGUUCACCAUCAGACCACUUCUCUUCAACAGUGUGGCAUCCGCGUAUAUAGGCUCUCCUAUGAUAACUGAGUCUCAUGUGGAUUUCGCCCACUAUACCUCCUUAUGUCUAACGAUUCAUAACUCAACUCUGGCAGUCACAUUGGCCACCUUGUACUUCAUAGUGUGCUUCUACAUAAGAAAUAGGAGCAGUGUUUCCAGAAGCCGUCUACAGAUAUUCGUGCAGGUGCUUUUCAUAAGCUUGUCUACGGGAUUGACGGCAAUACUUUACAUAGCGCUCGAAUUUCUUCCAAUUCCUCAUAGCGUAGUCAUUGCUGCUCACGUCGUAUGGCAGCUCAGUCACGGCAUACAUGGAAUAAUAUACCUCUGUUUUAACUUGCAGAUUCGGAAGGAGACCUAUCUUAUGCUCUUCUCUUUGGCACCUGUACCCUCUGCUUUCAUCAUCCAGUAA
Molecule: messenger RNA, 543 nt
Organism: Cylicocyclus nassatus
Lineage: Eukaryota; Metazoa; Nematoda; Chromadorea; Rhabditida; Strongylidae
Source: the annotation of a GenBank genome assembly